Astyanax mexicanus (Mexican tetra) is the source of this 2113-nucleotide messenger RNA. RefSeq names its product interleukin 2 receptor, gamma a (gene il2rga). The record is from RefSeq and is a predicted model, not a curated record. Gene Ontology annotation, biological process: cytokine-mediated signaling pathway. Lineage: Eukaryota; Metazoa; Chordata; Actinopteri; Characiformes; Acestrorhamphidae. The transcript is spliced from 8 exons. Gene Ontology annotation, molecular function: protein binding; cytokine receptor activity. Gene Ontology annotation, cellular component: external side of plasma membrane. Bases 100 to 1185 code for a protein of 361 amino acids.
GCACACACACACACACACACGCACACACACACACAGCUGCUGAAGUUCUAGAGAAGCACACGGAAACCGUGAACCUCCAGAAGCUGCUGCUGCUGCAGUAUGACUUUACUUUUAAUUUUUGUUCUUUUUUGGACUUGUUCUGGAUCUGCUUCUGAACACAACACAAGUGUAAAAUGUAUGAUCAUUGAUCUGGAGUAUGUAAAUUGCACCUGGGGUGAGGACAGCAUUCCUCAGGAGAGCUACACCUUUAAAAGCAGUUUUCACUCAAACAGGAUUGCUUUAAAGGAAUGCUCAGCCUAUCUAAAGGUUAAUGGUGUCAACGUGGGCUGCGUGUUUUCAUACAAGGAAAAAGAGGCAGAAAGAUUUAGGACCCUUUUUACUGAGCUGUACACAGUUAACGGUGACCUGGUGAAGCAAGAUAAACACUCACUCAUCAACGAGGUGAAGCUGAAUCCUGCGUUUAACCUCACGGUGGAGAUGAAGAACCCUGAGCUGUGGCUCUACUGGAACAUCAGCAGCAGAGCCAAACCGCACUGUGUAGAGAGUGAAGUUCAGUACAGUCUCGAUGACAAAGACUGUCGGAGUCAAGGGAUAAACUCUGGACGCAAUUCCUUCAAUGUGCCGUUCCCGAACACUCGCAGUGUGUACCAGUUCCAAGUGAGGAUUCGGAUGUCUAAAAACUGCGGCUUGUCUGAGAUGUGGAGCGACUGGAGCAAGCCAGUCUGCUGGAAAUCACUUAGAAAUGACACUGACAACGAGCCCCGGUCCAGUUCAUCUGUUACUCUGAUGGUCCUGUACACGGUCGGGGCAGUGGUCAUCCUCCUUACACUGUCCUGUCUGCUCAUCCACAGUGAGAGGCUGAGGGUCAUCCUUGUCCCUGUGGUCCCGAACGCAGGAAAAAACUUUGCAGAGCUGAUUGAGAACUAUGGAGGCAAUGUGGAGAAGUGGAUCAACAUCUCUAAAGAGCUGCAGGAUGGUUUUAAACCUAAUUUUACUGAGCGCACCUGUCCGGUCCGGGAGUACCAGCAGGUUCCUCAGAGCAGCUCCUCCAGCGAGAGCUCUCUCUCUGGUCUGACCGACGUCUCCAUCGACUAUCAGCCCAUGCAUAGCUACUCCUCCGCCUCCACCGUGUCAGCCACCACCUCAACCACCCAGCCAACUCCCACCACCCCCAGCAUGCUGUAACACUGCAGCCUGCAUCACAGCGGAGGAGGAUGGGUGUUACUGAGGCCACAGGUUGACAGGAAACUCAGCAGAGGGCCCCUUCUCAGCUCAGGGUUGGCUGCUGAUAUCAGUAUAGCUCAUCUUAAAGGAAGAGUUUAUUGAACAAUAAGCAACAUGGUUAAUCAGUGAUGACGGAUUUAGUAAAACAGCCAUUCCUGUAGUUUAUAACAGGAGAUGACAGCCCUGUUGCCCUGUUUUACUAAUAUAAACACAAGUAUCUUGUGGCUUUCUGUGUCAGUAUGAACACAGGCGGGAACUAUUAUUCAUGGAGUGCUACUGUUCAUGCAAACAGCAAACGUAGUACAGAUGUGGAGGUAUUUCAUAAAAAUGAAAUUAAAUUAGUAUAUCCAGUACAUCUUGUACUGAAUUUAAGUAUGUUUAAUAGAACUGAAUCCACAGACAAAAACAACAAAACAUUAAAAAUGAAUCUAUAGUCACCAUGCUAAUGCACAUUUAACAUUCUCACGCUUUUACUUGCCACUUCAGAGCCCAACAUGUAGGACAACAGAACAGAGGGUCAAGUGCAAACCACUCAAAAGCAAGAUGAAGGGCAUGCGAUGGGUCUUAAUGAUGUAAUGUCUAGUUUUCAGGGUUUGUGCCAAUUUUCAGGAUACAAUGAAUGUAAAUAUAAAAUGUAUGUUAAUGGUCUUUUGGUGAACAGUUUGCCACUUUUCCAUAUUAAUGAAUGUAAAAUAACAAAAAAUAUGAAUCACUGAAUGCAACUUUUUAUUCUGCUGUUACAUUGCACUGUAUGUUUGAGCUUCAGUAAUGAAUAUUUUAAAGUGCUAUUACUAUUUGGAGCAAAUGAAAGAGAACUCUGUUUUUCUUAGUGUUUAUAAAUGUGAAAGUAAAUAAAACUUUAAAUAAAGUUUUUUCACCCCAUGUCCAA